Molecule: messenger RNA, 2858 nt
Organism: Xenia sp. Carnegie-2017
Lineage: Eukaryota; Metazoa; Cnidaria; Anthozoa; Malacalcyonacea; Xeniidae
Exons: 4
Coding region: 407-1879 (490 amino acids)
Biological process (GO): stabilization of membrane potential; potassium ion transmembrane transport
Cellular component (GO): membrane
Molecular function (GO): potassium ion leak channel activity
Source: RefSeq, a predicted model, not a curated record
AAAAUUCUUCACAUCAUGUUUCUAUUUUACCUCGACAAUUUGCUUUACUUUGCCGCGAUCUUAUAACGAAACGUCUUAAUUGCGUGUUCAAUUAAUUGCUCGCAUAAGGAAAACCUUGAAAGCCAGCUUUAUUAUACGCUUAUAGCAGGUGAUAACUUCUCCCGUAUUAGCAUACAACGGUACGGCUUCAAAAAGCUAAGCGUGUGCGUAUCCUUGUAUCGUAUCCAUUAUACAUUAUGUGUUACUGCAAGUGGGCAAAUGUCCUUAACCGUACUUAUGUGUGGACCUUUUUUGAGCUGUAGCCUGCUUCUUAGAAUGAUCUGAUGCUCGUCAUGAGCGUCAGGGUUCGUAAAAUAAAUAAGAGCUUUUAAUUUAUUUGCUCUUCAAUGGAGGAUCCGUUUGAACGAUGAAGUUGUCGGGAAGUACAAAAAAAUUAUUUAUACGAGUUGUACUUUUUCUUUUGUAUAUUGUGCUUGGGGCAGCGAUUUUUGUUGCUCUCGAGAAGAACAAAGAAGCUUUGGAAAGGAAAAAGGCAAAAGACUUUGUCAACCGGGGAGUUCACGUCGUCAAUGUAUCCUUUAACAACUCAGAAGAUCUGAAAAAGUUUUUGCUUAGAUUUCAGCAUGCUUUACAUUAUGGUUAUAACAUUGAAUCAAAAAACUUCAAAGGAGAGAAGUGGACAUAUUUGAAUGCGUUUUAUUUCGUCGGUAAUAUCGUUACAACUAUAGGUUUUGGUCACAUGUCUCCUGAAACAGAUGGAGGAAGAUUAUUUUGCAUUGUAUUUGCCUUAUUUGGUAUUCCUUUAACAGCCCUGAUGCUACGUUCAGUUGGUAACCGAAUCUCCGAAUGGAUCAUUAUAAUGAUCAAACAAUUUGAUCGACGCGUUUAUAACCGUGAAGCAGAAAACGCUGAGUUGAAAAGUGCUGUUAUUGCUUUUUGCCUUUUAUGGUCAAUUAUAUUGCUACCUGCUAUUGCAUUUUCCAAAAUUGAGAAAGACUGGGGAUAUUUGGGCUCUGUGUAUUAUUGUUUUGUUACAUUUUCCACAAUCGGUUUCGGGGAUCUUGUUCCUACAGCGUUACGAGAGCCAAGUAAAGUUGAAUCACAGGUGUUCGUUGAGUUCUCAGAUUUGUUAUAUCUCGUAAUCGGUCUCGCAAUAAUGUCUAGUGUUGUUGUCGCGAUAUCAGGGGUCAUCGAGAACAAAACACAAAUGCUGGUAGAUCCUAUGGAAGCGUUUCGAAGAAUUGACAUGGACAACCUUAACUCAGUUGCCGUAAAAAAACUGGGUUUAAAAAUAAACAGACCUGAUAAUUUGAAUGUACGUAAUGGAACUGAAGCUCAGAAAGCCAACGAUAUUCCAAAUGGUGCAACAAAUAGACGAGGAGUUAAAUUUCCCAACUGGUAUCAUCAAAGAUUGCAAGAACGGCAUAGCUCUGAUAGAAUAGAUCACGUUGGACCCGCGCUAGUCAUCAGUAUUGCAAAACAAAAAACAUCUAGAAGUAACGACAAUUCAAGAUCUAUGAUGAAUAGUACACUUGUAAAAACUGAAAACUUGGAGACCAUUGUUUCAGUAAAAGCUGAUUCUUCCAUAUGCUGUCACAGUACAUCUCCUCUACCCCCUCCGGUUUUCAAAUCCAACAAAGUCACCCCAACGGAAGAUAUGCCUGUUGGUACUAAGAACGGCAUGGUUAACGGAACUUUUGAAACUCUUGAUGAAUUAGCAGUACAGACAACGGAAGCUGAUUUCGAGAGCGACAACGAGGCUAGCAAGAUAAGCGAGUUAAUGAAUGUGUCUAGUGCAACAGAAGAAUAUGAGUUACGGAAUGAGUCUGAAAUAAUGAAUUUAAAGACAGAUGUAUCGUUCAAAGUAGAGAAGGCUUAAAAGUUCAAAAAAGAAACGGUUUGAAAUAAAUCACCCACAAGCAUGGACCCUUGCUUGCGUUUAACAGUUUUUUUAGUAUAACGAGGAUUACAUUUAUAAUGGUCAUCUUUUAUGAAAAAUUCUAUGUUUUGGCAACUUCAGUUUCUAUCGGUCACAUCUUAGCAAAAUAAAAUAUAUCCUCGACACAUUACGCACGAUAAUGAAUGAAUGCGCUGUGAUAAAUGAACAUACAGCACUCUAAAGAUUUCGGUCCAUCUAUCUUCAACUGUGCGAGCUGAUAACAUCAACAGUCCCAAAAAAAAUUAAGGGAAAAUGAAGAGAUCGUAUCAAUCAAUAUUCGUCUGCUUUCAUGUACGCUGAUAUUGAGUGAGAACAAAUAUUUUGGAUAAAGCAUCAUCAUUUGAAGGAAAAAAAAAGUUGGCAAAAGCUAAAAAAACAAGAUAUGAAAAAUGUUACUCGGCGUAUGGUUGAUUAGCAAACAAUGACUACAAGUUUCAAUAGAAAGUUAUCAUAAAAAAAUCAUUCUGAAAAAAUAAUAUCAAAAAAAGAAACUUUAUGAAAAACAUACAAGUGACAAAAAUUAUAUUUGCCAGCGUCUUGAGAUCGAGUUUUUUGUACUGUAAACUUUUUCUUAAAAAGAAAAGUCACUGAUUAUGAAAAAACUAAACUAUCAAUGUUAUAUGUAGAAAAAGAAUUUUUGACAAAAUUGAGCAUUGAGAGAAUGUAAAGCAGUUGAUCUUUUUUGCAACUGAUGGCUAAAAAAAUUCUUGUAAGAUAAUUGAGGACGUCAAAAUAUAUCUACAACAUGUACACAAGAAUAAAGAGUUAUCCAAAUAACAUUUAGCAUAAAUGAUCACUAAAUAUCGUUGUACAUAGCUAUUUAUUCAAGUACACGUAUUAUUAAAUUAUAAUAUACUAGUUCAAUAAUAAAUAGACAAUGUUGAAAAAACAUCUUUGCAAUAAAAUAACAAGCUUAAAA